UAUCCGUGUGCUAAAUGUCAUUAGUUUUAUUAGUUACAAAUAGAAAUACCUACACUUAUUCCAAUUAUUUAUUACUUUACUUUACUUAUUUCUUAUACUUUCUUAAACUUAUUUCUAUUCCUGUCCCGACGAGCUCCUGGUAAAGGGUCAGGUCAAGAGUACCCGAAACCGCCGAGCUUGCAUGAAGAGAGUUAUGAAUGUGAAUGAAGCGAAGGAAGUGUGCAGAGAUCGUGGCAUGUGGAAAGAGGUAGUCUCUGCCUACGCCUCCGGGAAAGAGGCGUGAUUUUAUGUAUGUAUUUCUAUUUGUAACUUUUAAAUUUGCACGAACAUUAUGCGAUAGACAGACCUAAAAGUCAUAAGACUGACUUGCCGCCUUAGCAUGUCACGCGCGACGCCAUUUUUAUCGCGCGAAAAACCAUUGCUGUUUCGCUUUUUAUUAGGACUUGAAACGGGACAGCGUACGCAUGAAGGAUCAAUCGACGCGAGAGUGACGCACCUCUUGGCGGACCACACGGUCGCAUGGGCAGCCUACCAGAUCUGACGGAACGCUCGCGCCCGACCGCGAGUCGGACCGCGGCUCGGACCGUGUCGGAUCCGCAUCGGCACAGAACCCUUAUACCUCAGAUACCCGUAAGUACAAUAUACAAGAAAGAAUGGCUGUGGAAGAAGCCGAAGCCCAAAACGCCGCUCAGGGUAGCUGCCCCUGUGGUGGUGCCCCGACGAAGAGACUCUGCAGCGUCGUCAGUCGGAGCCGCAUCUGUCCGCAAACUCAUCGCGAGGCAGCCUCCAAAAGUUCCAAAGCCUAUCGUCACGAGAUUCACUCUUCUUUGCCUCUCCAGCGGUCUCUGCGCUACCGCAUUACUCCCUUUCACAGCCUUCGCUGGAGCCGAAGCAGCCGCUAUACCCCUCGCAAUAAUGCACGCUGUCGCAGCAAUAGUUGCUCCAUUCUCGCCCUUAAUACUUCAAAAGACCGGUGCAAGAAUUGUGAUAAGCGUAGCUCAUAUAUUAGUUUUUAUUCUCUUAACAGCUCACACGGUAGCCACGCCUUUGUCGGUUCUACUUCCUUUGUAUGCACUAUGUGGAAUAACUUUAUCUCCGAUGUCGUUGGCUCUGUCUGCUUCGGCGACGUCGUUAGCUCAAUCUGCUGGUGAUGAAGCGAGAAGGAAGAUAGCUUUAAGAAGAGCGUUGAGAGCUCUCCGCGCGGCUCAAGAUUUGGGGCUGGUGUUUGGAUCGUUGCUGCUCGGAGGAGCGUUGAUGAUAUGGCCUGAAGAUAUGAUGUCAUCACCAGAAGUGGUAGCUCCUACGAACGCGACGCUGUCGAGGUGGCCCCCGCAAGAAGAUUACUUUUUAGAAGAUGAGUAUGAGGAGCAAACAUGCGGCGCAGCAGGCUGCCCCAGUAUGCCCUUACUCUCCGGAACAGUGCUGAGCGCGGCCGGGAGACGAAUCCUGGUGGCUGUGUGGGCAUCAGUGGCUCUUAUGUCUAUAGGCCUAGGGGUGUACGGAGCGACGUCGACCCCCGCGCCGCCCCCCGACGCGCGGUCGGUGGUGAGGGACCCCAGGGCGCUGCUGGGGGCCCCCAUGGGGCUCUUCAUAGGGCUACAACAGGGAUUUAUUUAUACUUCUUAUAUUAAGUGGUACGGAGUCUGCGUCGGCGGCUGGAGUUGCGCAUGGCGCGCUUUAUUCGGCGCCGGCUGCCUCCAAGCCCUGGCCGCGGCUACUCUCAGCAUGGCGGCCGCGAGAGGUCGCAGAGGCGCGUUAACAGCUGGCGGCGCCGCUGCGCACGCGUCUUUGAUGCUAGCGUUGUUAAGAUGGCGCGCAGCUAGGACGGACUUGGCUUUGCCGGCUGUCGCUGCGGCGGCUUGGGGCGCCUGCGCUGCAUUGUGGGAUGUCUUACAGGCAGGACUCUGCAUAGGCGGUCCAGGCUGGCGCGGCCCUUGGUCGGUGACUUUAGCAGCUCGCCACGCGGGGCUGGCCCUAGCCUGCGCGGCGAGACAAUUAUUUUGUGUGCGUGCGCAGCUGGCGGGACUGGCAACCGCGUUGUGCGCAGCGCUUGCAUCGCAGACUGCUUUGGAGCUGCGCUUACGGCGAGGAGAAGCGGCCCGCCACAGAUCCUAGCGAAGGGCUACGGCGACGCAGCUGACUGCGCUUGCGCCGCCGCCUGACGACGGAGCAGACGAGGGAAUCGCUUGCCAUGUCAUCAGCUAAUACCACGCAUUUCUACACUUACUACUUAAACACUAUUAUUUAUUAUAUACUAGCUGUUGUCCACGACUUGGCUCGCGGUAAAAGUUCACUGAAAUAUCUGACUCCCUGUUUUACCCUUACGGGGGUGGCGGGAGUAGUUUUUAUACCUAUAACAGUUUUUAAGUUGAAUCGAACCUAACACAUCUGAGAAAACCGUAUACAAAUCGGAGCAGUAGUUUUCGCAUGAUGCGAGUACAGACAUACAGACGGAUAGUCUAAAAAUCAAAUUUUUGGCUUCUAUUCCCCUUAUAUACUUAUAUCCUCCAUAUCAACUUUUCGUCAAUAUCUUUCAGGUACAAACAUCAGUCAGUUACAAUUUUUAUUAUGUGAAAUCAGUUGAAAAGUGCCACGUUUUCUCUAAAACACCAUAUCAAUUAUCUACAUAGCUAUAAGUUUCAAGAUAAUAUGUUACAAUAUAUAAUAAUAGUUCAUAACUAUAACGACACUAUUUACCUCAUUCAAUCAGGGUUCCGUACGAAAAGAAACCGGAUUCGAAUCACAUUGUUUUCAGUGUCAGUGUCUAUCAAACUACAUGUUGAAUUUUAGUUUUGAAUGAAAGAUAAAAUGUUUAUACUAUCAACAAAAUAAAAUAGAAACAUAAUUUACACAUACAUACAUACAUAAGUCACGCCUCUUUCCCGGAGGGGUAGGCGAAUACCACACCUUUCCACUUUCCACGAUGCCUGCAUACUUGUUUCGCUUCUUCCACUUAUGAAGUGUGGGUAGUCAUGAAACUCUCUUCAUGCAAGCUUUCGGGUACUCUUGACUUGACCUUUUGCUAGACCGUCUCCGAUUUAAUCAAGGUACAUCUGUCUAGGCCUUCCUUGCCUUUGCAAACAAACAUGAACAAAUACAAUAUAUAAUGUGUAUUUGUAUAUACGAGUAUAUGUUUAAUGUAAAUAUAGGUUCGUAUUUUAGUAGAGAGAAUGCGCGUUUUUACGGAACCCUUGAUGCGCUGGCCCGACUCGGGCUUGGCCGGAAUUCUUAUGUACUAAGUACCUAUCACUUUGCAAUUAAAAACUUGUCACUUUUAUAGCGUUAAAUAUAAGUACUUUCUUACCUAUCUAAUAUUUCUGUGACUAUUCCGCUUUGAGAAUCUAUCCAAACUAUUUGGUGUUACUAAGGUAUUUAUGAAUUAAGUUGUUUUCACAAUGUUCACUGUUUAUAAUUAGUGCAGUUUUGUAAUGGAUAUACAUAUGAUAAUGUUACUAUUCUAAAUUUAAUUCCUUUUAAAAGUUAACACUUAAAAGAGUUUGUAUUGUCACUAUAACACAAUAUCGCACAUUAACAGGUCAAGAACAAUUUAUAUUUACCAAUGAGUUUAGCUUGAAAAGUCUAGAUAAAUGCUUAAGUAUAAACUGUCGAAACCAACCAAAUGAAAAGUCAAUAAAAUAACAACUUUAAUACAAGAACGUUAAACUUAAAAUCCAAAAACAAAAUGUCUCCAGCUAUCUUGCUCAUAAUGGUAGUACAAUAGCGGACAGUUCAGUUCGCGCAUUUAAAUGGGGCGCUCUGAUUGGCUCAACUGCUCAAAUAUUUUCGCGCCAAAAGAAAAAACACAUCGGUGUAACAUAUAAAAGGAAUAAUACGAAGAUGAAGAGUUGAAGAGCAAAACAAUGUUCAAAUAACUGUGACGUUCAUGCAAACACCACCCUUUAUUAGUGUAAGAGGUAAUGGAAGUUGCUAGAAUUGCAUAGAUUGUUCGAGUUAUAGCUACUAUAAUAAUAUACAAAUUGAAGGAUUAAGAUUUUAUGAGAUAGCUGCUCUUUUAGAUAGCGCGGAGGAAAGCAUGAGUACCUAUAAAGAGGCUGCCCAUUGAGAUUACAAAGGCAAAAAUAUAUGUACUUUGUGAAAAUUUAUCAAAUAAGAAACUAAAAUACUGUGCCGACCCCACGUUAAGAGUAGAAGUAACGAUAUAGGAGUGUGUGGAUUGUGGAAUAUUUCGAUAGCUUGUGAUUAUAGAAUGCAGAAUAAUAUGAAAGUUCUUGAAAUUAUAGAAAUGUUGUCCUCGUCCUUGUAUCUCAUGUAAUUUUCUGUGCAGAUGUAAAGCUGUAAAGGAAUUACGAAUUGCGAUAUCAGAUCCACCAGUUUUUAUAACUUCUUUAGUCAUUUAUUAUUUUUAAUUAUUCCCCUACAAAGGUUAUAAGAUAUAUAAGAUUGAGUAUACGAGAAAUAUUUUAUUAAUAAAAAAAUCCCAAUGUCACAACUAGUUGUGCAUAUCAGUUGGUCCACGGGCAAAACGUGCAAUGUAAAGGCUGCAAAGCUUUGGAAUUCUCUCCCUUUGGACACUAAAAAAGCACAGACCCUCAACAUAUUUAAGAAUAAUGUAUUUAAGUUCCUGUCCAGUUGAGCACCUAGAUCGAACUUCAGGCAAUUUAUCUUAGUUUAUGUAUGUUUAUUUAUUAAUAAGUUUAUACAUAAAUAUAUUUAGUGAAUAGAUACUUUUUAACAAACAAACAAACGUGGUUUCUUAUACCUGACUUUCCCAAUCCAGAGUUAUGGUCAAAAAAGUGUAACCGGAAUUAAUACUAGGAGGAAGAAGUCUUUCAUAAAUGUUCUGAUUAUGACGUCUUAAUUGAAGAUUUCCUAAAAGUGCAACUAUCUCUUACUCUGAAUUAUCUGAAUAAAUAAAUACUUAUUAGAAAAAUCAGUCGUUUCCAAUAUCAUGUUCUGGACAUAUUUUUCUACAAGCAGUGUUGUUGAAGUUGAAUGUUAGAAUAUUUGUAUCCACGAUGUAUGACGAAAUAAACUGAUUGUUGAUUGA
Messenger RNA from Amyelois transitella, 5008 nucleotides. RefSeq lists its product as uncharacterized. The record is from RefSeq and is a predicted model, not a curated record. Gene Ontology annotation, cellular component: plasma membrane; striated muscle dense body. The transcript has 8 exons. Lineage: Eukaryota; Metazoa; Arthropoda; Insecta; Lepidoptera; Pyralidae. Bases 520 to 2115 code for a protein of 531 amino acids. Gene Ontology annotation, biological process: regulation of muscle contraction; regulation of potassium ion transport. Gene Ontology annotation, molecular function: potassium channel regulator activity.